This is a messenger RNA of Vidua chalybeata, 2524 nucleotides long. Its product is annotated as histone deacetylase 5-like. Gene Ontology annotation, molecular function: histone deacetylase activity. Gene Ontology annotation, biological process: chromatin organization. NCBI's taxonomy places the organism in Eukaryota, Metazoa, Chordata, Aves, Passeriformes, Viduidae. The record is from RefSeq and is a predicted model, not a curated record. Gene Ontology annotation, cellular component: histone deacetylase complex.
GCGAAGAUGGAGGAGGAGGCGGGGGGGCGGCGGGGCGCGCGCCGGGCGGCACCGGGGGGACCCCAGGGCUCCCUGGCGGCGCGGGCACAGCCCCGGUGCCCCGGCCGGCGCUGACGGACACGCGCCUCUGCGAGCCCCCCGGCACCCGCGGGCCACCAUGGACCCCCAGAGCGACGCAGAGGGGGGGUCCGGCCGUGAGCCCCCGCUGGAGCUGCUGCCCCGUGUCCCCCUGCACGCUGCCCUGCCCGCCCCAGCGUGUCCGGCGGGGCCGGAGGGGCCGGGGCCGGAGGCAGGGGUGGACGCGGGGCUGGCGGCGGCGCGGGAGCAGCAGCAGCUGCAGCGGGAGCUGGUGGCCCUGAAGCAGCAGCAGCAGCUCCAGAAGCAGCUGCUCUUCGCCGAGUUCCAGAAGCAGCACGAGCACCUCACCCGCCAGCACCAGGUCCAGCUGCAGAAGCACCUCAAGCAGCAGCAGGAGGCCCUGGCAGCCCGGCGGCAGCAGGAGCUGGAGCAGCAGCGGCAGCGGGAGCGGCAGGAGCUGGAGCAGCAGCAGCGCCUGGAGCAGCUCCAGAGCCUGCGCCCCAAGGACCGGGGCCGUGACAGCGCCAUCGCCAGCACGGAGGUGAAGCUGAAGCUCCAGGAAUUCCUGCUCAGCAAGACAAAGGAGCCGGGCCCCGGCCCCAACCAUUCCCUCCCCCAGCACCCCAAAUGUUGGGCUCACCACACCUCGUUGGACCAGAGUUCCCCCCCCCAGACCGGCAGCCCGGGGACCCCCCCGUCCUACAAGCUCCCCCUCCUCGGCACCUACGACGGCCGGGACGAUUUCCCGCUCCGCAAAACCGCCUCGGAGCCCAACCUGAAGGUGCGCUCGCGGCUGAAGCAGAAGGUGGCGGAGCGGAGGAGCAGCCCCCUCCUGCGGCGCCGCGACGGCUCCGUGCUCAGCGCCUUCCGCAAGCGCCACGUUGAGAUCACCGUGUCAUCGGUCUGCAGCAGCGCCCCCGGGUCGGGGCCCAGCUCCCCCAACAGCUCCCACGGUGCCCACAACGGCCUGGCCGCCUCCGUCCCCAACAUCCACAGCGAGCUCCUGCCCCAGCCCCACGCCCUGGCCCUGGACGGGGCCCAGCUCAGCCUCUACACGUCCCCGUCGCUGCCCAACCUGUCCCUGGGGCUGCAGGCCACUGUCACCGUCACCAUGCCACCGCUGUCCCCGCAGGUGUCCCCCAAGCUGUCGCCACAGGCGGAGGGCGAGCGGCCGGGGGUGCCCCCGGGGUGUCCCCCGCUGCCCGGGGCCGCCCUCACCGGGAAGUUCCUGAGCACGUCCUCGAUCCCGGGGUGCCUGCUGGGGGUGGCCCUGGACGGGGACGCCCCGGCCGGGUCCCCGUCCCUGCUGCAGCACGUGCUGCUGCUGGAGCAGGCGCGGCAGCAGAGCACCCUCAUCGCUGUGCCCCUGCACGGGCAGUCCCCGCUGGUGACGGGGGAGCGCGGGGGGCUCCCCGGGAGCAAACUGCCGCGGCACCGGCCCCUGAGCCGCACCCAGUCGUCCCCGCUGCCCCAGAGCCCCCAGGCCCUGCCCCACGGCCCCCUCCAGCACCACUUCCUGGACAAGCAGCAGCUCAAGCUGCUCCCCAAGGGGGGGAGCUGGCACGGCAGCCCCCCACCCCACCCCGAGGAGACGGAGGAGGAGCUGACGGAGCAGCAAUCGCCCCCCCCGGGGAGAGAGGCCCCCCCCUCGCCCUGGUGUCCCCAGAGGCCGGGGACCCCCCGGAGCAGCCACAGGACCCCGAGGGCUGCCAGGAGCCGGGUGACAGCGGGGACGAGGCCGAGGCCCCUGGGGACCCCGACGUCACUGAGCUGGGCGUCACCUACAAGCAGGUGUACCCCGAGGCGCCGCUGCAGCUCUUCCCCGCGCCCCCCCUGGGGGUCCUGGCUCUGCCCCACCCCGCCCUCGCCGCGCACCCAAUCGUCCCCCGCCAGCGUCAACCCCCCCAGCCCGAGGGGCCCCCCCAAGCACCUCUUCACCACAGGGGCCAUGUUCUUCAUCGUCGUCAUCACCUUCAUAGCCAUCACCGUCCUCCUCCUCAUCUUCCACAUCAUCCGCAAGCUCUGCCAGGACCCCGUGCCCCCCCCCGCCUACAGGUGCCCGCAGGGCGCCGCACCCGCCCCGCCCUACAGAGACCCCCAGGGCUCCGUGCCCCCCGCGCUGACCCUGGUGCCCACGCUGCCCAUUCUGCCCAGCGCCGCCAUCCCCGUAGGGCUGGAGCCCCCGCCCUACAGCGAGGUGACAGCCAAGCCCUUCCUGUACCCUCUGCCCGGGGGGCCGUGCCCCGAAUGUGGCCACAACCCCGCAGCUCAGCCCCGCUUCCCCACCCGGACCUAGAGGUGACCCCCUCCAAGGACAGCUGGUGACAACGCUCCCCUUCACUCGGGGGGACAUGGACCCUUCAGGACCACUCGGAUGGCCUGGGCUCGUGGCCCCCCAUUUCCACAAGCCAUCCCACUGAGAAUUCCCCUAUUUAUUAUAUUUAAA